Plasmodium gonderi is the source of this 9174-nucleotide messenger RNA. RefSeq names its product NAD(P)H-dependent glutamate synthase. Lineage: Eukaryota; Apicomplexa; Aconoidasida; Haemosporida; Plasmodiidae. The transcript has a single exon. The record is from RefSeq and is a predicted model, not a curated record. Bases 1 to 9174 code for a protein of 3057 amino acids. Gene Ontology annotation, molecular function: iron-sulfur cluster binding; oxidoreductase activity, acting on the CH-NH2 group of donors, NAD or NADP as acceptor; glutamate synthase activity.
AUGAAGAAAGAAAAGAAAGAUGAAUAUGAUGGUCAGAGUGAGAACAAUCUCAACAGUUACGAUGGUUGCAAUAAUUAUGGUGAUCUCAACGGUUACAAGAUAAAUGGAAAGUCACAAAGUGCGAAGAAGACGAAGCAGGUAGAAGGGGGGCUGUAUGACAGCAGAAAUGAAAAGGAUGCAUGUGGUGUGGGAGUCGUGGCAGACAUAAAUGGAAAAAGUUCAAGAAGUGUUAUUCAGAAGGCUAUGCAAAUACUUCUUCGAUUGAGUCAUAGAGGUGGAGUGCAAUCUAACAAUGGUGACGGUGCAGGGAUUUUAGUAGGAAUACCACAUGAUUAUUUUCAAAUGCUGAGUGACACAUGUCAAUUACCAUUUUUAUUACCCGAAAAGGGUGAGUAUGCUGUUGCACAAAUUUUUUUACCUCAUAAUGAAGAAAGAAGAUUAUUUUUAUACCAUGAAAUAGAAAAGGAGGUAUACAAUAAUGGACUUGUUGUGUUAGGUUGGAGAUCUCCAAUUCCAGUUCGUAGUGAUGUAAUAAGUGCUGAUGUAAAAAAAAGUGAACCUUUUAUAGCACAGAUGUUUGUAUGUAAAAGAUCAGUAUUUAAGAAUUACGACGAUUUUAAUAUUUAUCCAUUUUCAGAUAUAGAUUUUACAGAUGAUAGUAAUUUGAAUUUAAACAAUUUACCAGAUGAUAUAGAGUUAUUAGCCUUUUUUAUUAGGAAAAAAUUGGUUCGCUAUAAUGAUAUGUAUUUCUGUAGUUUCUCUUCAAGAACAAUUGUAUAUAAAGGAUUAUUAACACCAUCACAAAUAUACUUAUAUUUUGAAGAUUUAUUAAGCGAACAGUUCACGUCUUACUUAGCUAUGGUUCAUGUUAGAUUUUCAACAAACACAUCUCCUACGUGGUAUGCUGCUCAUCCUUUUAGAAGAAUAUGUCACAAUGGAGAGAUAAACACCAUUAGCGUUAAUUCUUUAUUAUUUCAGGAAAGAAUGCAACUAGCGAAAGCACCUAACUUUUUCAAAUCAGUAUCUAUAAAAGACUUGAGACCCAUUAAUGAAGAAAAUUAUGUUAUAUACGAUAAUGAUGAUGAAAUAAUAGAAAAAAGAGACACAUUUGAAGAUAUUAUGUUGACAAAAAAUAGAAUAAAAAAAAAAUCAAGGAGAAGGUUACUUCUUCGAUUAAAGAAAGAUUUUACCUACAACAGUUCAGCUAUUCAUUAUAAAAUAAAAAGGGAAUAUAUGAAUUCAGAUAUUAAUAGCAACUCAGAAUUUCUAAGUAAUGUGAACGAGGCUUCUGGGAGUUCAUUCAACGAUUCUAUCGAUGAUCUAACAGAUCAAGAUGAUAACAAUGUACACUCCAGGUGCAUUAAAGAAAAAAAUGUAUCAUGGGAUAAGAACAAAAAUGAAAAGAUAUUUGGUCAUUCUGUGAAUACUCAACUAAAAUAUGGAAAAUCGAAGAAAACGAAAGGUGCUAUUAGUUACCCUUCAGAUUCUUCCUUAUUUGAUAAUGCUAUCGAUUUUCUCACGAUGACAGGGAGAGAAAUAGAACAUGCAAUUAUGAUGUUAAUGCCAAGGGCAUAUCAAAAGGACCCAAAUAUAACCCCAUUAGAAAAAGCUUUCUACGAAUAUCACACAUGUUUAAUGGAACCGUGGGAUGGACCUGCAUUAAUAAUUUUUACAGAUGGAAAUAAAGUAGGUGCUUCUUUGGAUAGAAAUGGAUUAAGACCGGCUAGAUAUAGUAUUACAAAUUAUGGAUUAUUUGUGUUGUCUAGCGAAACUGGAGUUGUGGAUUUGUCUUACGACAAAAUUACACAUAAAGGCUGUGUAUAUCCAGGAAAAGUAGUUUUGAUAGAUUUCAAGGAGAAAAAAUUUUUAAGACAUGAAGAUGUAUUAAGUAAAUUUUUAAAAGAAAAACCGUAUAAAAAAUGGUUAGAUCAUUAUUCUAUCCAUUUGGAUAAUAUUAUAAAACCUGCUUCUAACAUGGAAAAUAUACGUAUGAAUGCAUAUAAAUAUGGUGCUAUUUUAAACAAAGAGAGUUACUAUACUAGUAAAGACACAGAUGAUGCAGAUGAUCUGGAUGAUGCUUACGAUGAAUCCUUAAUUAAAAAAUUAAAAGCGUUUGGAUAUACAUAUGAUGCUUUUAAUAUGAUAAUUUCUCCUAUGGUAAAACAUGCAGCAGAUGGAUUAGGAGCCAUGGGAAAUGACACAGCGUUGCCCUUUUUAAGUUACAUACGGAGAAAUUUAUUAUAUUAUUUUCAACAAACAUUUGCACAAGUAACCAAUCCAGCCAUUGAUCCUAUAAGAGAAGAAAAUAUUAUGUCUCUUAUGAGUACCCUAGGAAAAGAAGGAGAUUUAUUACAUUGCACAUAUACGAAUUGUCAACGUAUAUUUAUUAAUGGCCCUAUAUUGAAUGAAGCACUAUAUAACAUGCUCCUUCAAUUACCAGAUUUCCCACAUAUCAUAAUUGACAUGACAGUAGAUUUGAGCAAAUUAGAAUCACUAAUGUCUGGAGAUGAUGUAUCAGAUGAAAUAAAAUUUGAUGUUGUUAAGAGUAUGUCCUCACCAAAAAGAUCUUACCACGCAGAAAAUACAAAUUAUACUUUCAAAAUGGAUGAUUACAAGUAUAAGCAUAAUAAGGAAGAAUUGAAUAAAUUGAAAAAAGAGAAAAAAAACAAAAUGAUUGCUUCAAAAUAUUUAAUUAAAUUUAUAGAUAGUGUGAAUACCAAAGUAGAAAAUGCUGUACGACGAGGAAGUCAACUAAUUGUUUUAUCCCAUAGUAAUAUAAACGAAAAGAGAGUACCUAUAUUUUCUAUCAUAAUUGUAGGUGCAUUACAUAAAUAUUUGUUAAGCAAAAAUUUAAGAACCCAAUGUUCUCUCAUAGUUAAAGCUGGUGAUUGUUUCGAAAUUCAUCACUUAGCUGUGCUCCUAUCGUUUGGUGCUGAUUGUAUAUAUCCAUUUAUUCUAUAUGAAAGUUUGAGGUUUAUAAAAUAUGGGGAUAAUGAAGCCAGAUUGAGUAAUCAACAAAUGAUAAGUAAUUACAGACAUGCAGCAAACUAUGGUAUUUUAAAAAUAAUGUCAAAAAAUGGAAUUUCUACCUUGCCUAGUUAUAAAGGUUGUGGAUUAAUGCAGCCCCUAGGUAUAUCUAACGAAAUUUUAAAAAAAUGUUUCAUAAAUGUAUGCGAUUCUAUUAUUGGGGGUGUCACAUUCGAAUUUGUUGAAAAGGAAAUUUUAAAAAUGUUUUCUAAUGCUUAUCCUAAAAGAAUAUUAACGUUAAAUAUUAAAGACACGACAGAAGAGUUAGAUGAUUGUGGGGAAUAUCAUUUUAGAAGUAUAGGGAAUACACAAAUACAUAUGAAUCAUCCAGAAACUAUUAGCUUAUUACAAAAGGCAACAAGAACAGGAAAUACAGACACAUAUAAAAAAUAUUCAGAAUUACAGAACGAAUUGAUAAAUCAUUGUGAAAUUAGAGGACAAUUAGAAAUAAAUUAUAAAAAGUGUCCUUCAUAUAAUAAAAAAAAGAAAAAAAAUGAACCCAUAAAUAUACAAUUAGUAGAACCUGUGAACAAAAUUUUGCUAAGAUUUUGUACUGGGGCUAUGUCUUUUGGUUCAUUAUCAGAAGAAGCACAUCUAACUGUUACCACUGCCAUGAAUAAUAUUGGACUAAAAUCAAAUACAGGAGAAGGAGGAGAAGCAGAAGAUCGUAUAAAAUCUGAUCCAUAUGAACCUAAUACAAAUUCAGCUGUUAAACAAAUUGCUUCAGCUAGGUUUGGUGUUACAGCAUAUAGCUUGGUAAAUGCACAAGAAUUACAAAUUAAGGUUGCUCAAGGAUCAAAACCAGGAGAAGGGGGAGAAUUGCCAGGAUAUAAAGUUAGUGCAAAAAUUGCAUCUGUUAGAAGAAGUACUCCAGGUGUUGGUUUAAUUUCUCCACCUCCUCAUCAUGAUAUGUAUUCUAUUGAAGAUGUUGGACAAUUAGUAUAUGACUUGAAGAAUAUAAAUAAAGAAGCGAAGAUUUCUGUUAAAUUAGUUUCGAAGCUAGGUAUUGGUGUUAUAACAUCAGGAGUUGUGAAAGGGAAUUGUGAACAAAUUUUAAUCAGUGGCAUGUCUGGUGGUACUGGUGCAUCUAAAUGGACAUCUAUCAAGCAUGCUGGACUUCCAUGGGAAAUCGGAUUAGCUGAAGCACAUCAAACAUUAUGUAAGUCAAAGUUAAGAAAAAGAGUUAUUUUACAAAUUGAUGGACAAUUGAAAACAGGGAGAGAUGUUAUUUUAGGUGCAUUACUAGGUGCAGAAUCGUUUAGCUUUUCGACACAACCACUUAUUGCUUUGGGUUGCAUCAUGAUGAGGAAAUGUCAUCUGAAUAUUUGCCCAGUUGGUAUAUGUACACAAGAUCCUGAAUUGAGAAAAAAAUUCGCUGGAAAACCUGAAUAUAUAAUUAAUUUUUUUUUCAUGCUAGCUGAAGAAGUAAGGGAAUAUCUUGCUAGUAUGGGAUUCAGGAAAUUUUCACAAAUUAUAGGAAGAUCAGAUUUACUCAAAAAAAAAGAUCAUCUGAAAUAUGACGAAAAGAGAAAGUUGUUAGAUUUCUCAAAGUUGCUAUUUCCAGGAUGGAAAUAUUAUGCAGAAGAAGAGAUGAAAGAUCACGUAAGCAAAAGCUACUCCAAGAAUGUCAACGACAAGAAGAGAAAAACAACUGUGAUGACUUCCCGCUAUCCAAGUUACAAGUAUAAAACAUUUGGGACACACGGUACUAAUAUGAGUGUACUGGAUAAAAUGAGGAGAAAACAGGUCCUAAUUAAUGAAAAUUACAACAAGAUUAAGAAGUUCGAAUUUGUGAAAACUGGCAAGGAGGAGUGUGUUCGUGCAGCAGAAGAAAAUCAAGAUAGUGUAAAUAAUGUUGGAACAGGUCUUUAUGGUGAGACAUGCUCAUCUCCUGGGGAAUAUGACGAAGAGGAUGCCGAUGAUGCAGAAGAUGAAAGGGAUGAGGAGGAGGAGGAGGAAGAAGAAGAGGAAAAGGUUGAAGAUGAUGAAGAUGAUGAAGAAGAUGAAGAUGAUGAAGAUGAUGAAGAUGAAGAAGAUGAAGAAGAUGAUGAAGAUGAAGAAGAUGAAGAAGAAGAAGAAGAAGAUGAAGAAGAAGAGGUUGAAGAAACGGACGAAGAAAAAGAAGCAGAAGAAGAGGUAGAAGAAACGGACGAAGAAAAAGCAGAGGGAGAUGAAGUACAUGGAGAAAUGAAUGCACCUGCCCAUCCACACGGGAGAAAGCCGAGGAAAUCAAAAAAGGAAAGAACGAAGAAGAGGAUGCAUAAAUAUUUUUUGGAAGAAAAUGAUCUGAAUAAUGAACAUAUAAAAAAUGAAAGUGGAAAAUAUCAGUUAACAGCUAACGGGAGGAAUGAAAAGAAUGCAGCGGUGUGUACAACGAAGAUGAAAAAAAUGAAAAUGAGUGAAAAGAAGAUGCACGUGAAGAAAAAAGAGCCCAAACCCAUGGCGAUAUUUUGUUGUGAAACACAGAAUCAUAAAUUGUCAGAUAUCAUUGAUAGAGAAUUGAUAAGGAGAUCCAAGAUAGCUCUUCUGAAUUGUACACCUGUAAAUAUAAAGAUGCCUAUUAAAAAUACAGACAGAGCUGUAGGAGCCAUGUUAAGUUAUCAUAUAAUCCAGAAAUAUGGGGAACCUGGAUUACCAAUGGAUACAAUAAAAGUGAAAUUUCGAGGAACAGGAGGAUUAUCAUUUGGAGUUUUCCUAACUAGUGGUGUUAAUUUUGAAUUAGAAGGAGAUGCUAACGAUUUUGUAGGAAAAGGACUAUCAGGUGGUAUUAUUUCUGUACAUUUUCCUAAAACAUCAUUAUUCAUAAAUGAUUGCCAAAAAAAUAUGAUUGCAGGGAAUUCAGUUUUGUAUGGUGCUACAAAAGGAAGAGCUUUUUUUGCUGGACGAGCUGGAGAAAGAUUUGCAGUUCGUAAUUCUGGUGCUAUUGCAGUUGUUGAAGGAGUUGGAUGUCAUGGGUGUGAAUAUAUGACAAAAGGAAUAGUUGUCGUUUUGGGAGAAAUUGGUUGUAAUUUUGCUGCUGGUAUGAGUGGUGGUAUUGCAUAUGUAUUAGAUAUUAAUAAAAAAAAUGUAAAUCAUCAAAUGGUCGAUUUGAAAGUGUGUAAAACUAUGGAUGAAAAAAUGACACUGGAAAAAUUAUUACAUGAACAUUAUGAAAGAACAAAUUCAUAUACAGCCAAGAUGUUGUUACAAAAUUUGGAUGAAAAUUUACAAAGGUUUACUAAAAUUAUUCCAAGAGAUAUUAAAAGAGUUUUAACUGAAGCAUGUAUCGAAUUUGUAAAAACAGGAAAUGAAGAAGCAGCUGCAAUUUUAGAUGAUUGGGCAUCGUUAUUAAAAAAUGUUGAUCAACCAGAAAAUAUGUAUAAAAAGGCAAUGCAAUUCUUUACUACGAUUUCGGAUGAUAUUUCAGGUUUACCAAAAACCUUAGCACUGAGAAAUGUAGAUGGGUUGAUAAUUUACGACAUUUUGCAAGAUAAUCAUAGUAGAAAAUUAUUAACAGUAAAAAAUUAUACACAUGAUUUGAAUAUGGUCCAAGAAAAUGAAAAUCAUCAAGGUCAUGCGAAAAAAAAAAAAAUUUUCGAUUUUGAAAGAUUUAUUCAUAAUUUAGAAAUUUGCAGAAAAAAUAAUAGAAAAUGGAGGAGAUUUUCUGAAAUACCAUUUAAGUGUAGUGCUUUUGAUGAUUUUAAAAAUAUCUUUCCAAAAAUUCUAGAUGAAAAAUCUAAAGAAAUGAUCAAAAAGUAUAUACUUAAUGAGAAAUAUUUGCUAGAUUUGCAUCUGAAAUCGCUCAAUUCAAACACAUUUAUUGACAGCUUGAUAAUGAGAGACGAGGGGGAAGAUUACAUGAAUAUGACUCAGAACCAAAUAAGUCCAAAUGCCUACUCAUUAAAAAAUUUCCUUUAUGCAAAUGAAAAAUCAGAGACAAACACUAAGGAUGAUCAGCAAAAUGUGAAAAUCCCUGAGCGUGGUAAUAAUUUACCUGUUUCUACUGCUUCUGCACACAGUAUCACAUGUGCUUCUGUAUCAUCAGUAGAUCAAAGGGAAUGUAGAAAAGUUGAGGAAAUUUGCACCGGUUCAGUGUCUGCUGUAACAAAUUGUGCUUCUUCUCCAUCGAAGGAUAUGCGUCCCAUAGUAACAAAAAUAGUUACGCACACACAAGGUAGCUACGAAGGAGAAAUAGUUGAUUCAAACAUCCCAAACAUGAACCUAGCGAAACCGUUUUUAGCUGUAAAUCCAAAUAAAGUAACAGGAUUUAAGGAAUAUGAAAGGUUAUCUCAUCCAUUGAAAGAUAUCAGCAGUAGAGUAUUGGAUUAUUCAGAAAUUAUAGUACCAAUAAAUGGAAAAAGUAAGUUACACAAUCAAUUAUUAAAAACGCAAGCAUCUAGAUGUGUAGACUGUGGAACACCUACUUGUCAUUAUCCAAAUUCUAGUGGGGGAGGAUGUCCUUUAGGCAACAGAAUAUUUGAUUGGAAUAAUUUAAUAUAUGAAAAUGAAUGGAAAAAAGCGUUAGAAAGAUUAUUAGAUACAAAUAACUUUCCAGAAAUUACAGGUCGAGUAUGUCCAGCCCCGUGUGAAGAUGCAUGUGUUUUAAGCAUUAAUGAAAAACCAGUGUCCAUAAAAUUUAUAGAAUUAUCGAUCAUCGAAUGUGGUUUUUUAAAAAAAUGGAUUCAACCAAUUAUCCCACAUAAUAGGACAGGUAAAAAGGUGGCAAUUGUCGGUUCAGGUCCAGCAGGGUUAACAGCAGCACAACAAUUGAAUAAAGCUGGACAUGAAGUUUCCAUUUUUGAGAAGGAUGAAUAUUUUGGUGGAUUACUAAUGAAUGGUAUACCUAAUGUACGGUUAGAUAAGAAAAUUAUAGAAAGAAGGUUGAUAAUAAUGAGAAAAGAAGGAAUCAUUAUGAAAAAUAACACAAACAUAGGAACUGAUAUAACUUUGUCAGAACUGGCAACAAAUUUUGAUGCAGUUUUGUUAUCAACUGGUUAUAAAAUUCCAAGGAAAUUAAAUAUUCCAGGAUCUCAUUUAAAUAACAUUUAUUUUGCUAUGGAUUUUUUAACAACUUGUCAAAAAUCUCUUAUGAAAUCGGAUCUAACAGAUGAUAAUUAUAUAGAUGUAUCAGAGAAGCAUGUUAUCAUAUUAGGUGGUGGAAAAACAGCUGUUGACUGCAUCAGUUUGGCCAUUCGCAUGGGUGCAGCUAGCGUUUUACAAUUCACCAGACAAGAUAUUCCACCCAUGAAUAGUACAGAAUCUGCAUGGCCAGGAUUAAAGCAUAUAUUUAAGGUUGAAUAUUCACAUGAUGAAGCUAUAAUAAUCCAAGGCAGAGACCCAAGAGAAUUUUGUGUAAGGAGUAUAGAAUUUAUCUCAUCCAGUAAAGACCCCAAAAGAGUAUCUGGAAUUAGAGCUAUAAAAGUAAAAUUAAGAAAAACUCCGAAAGCUGAAAUGAGAAAACCUCUACUUCUGCGUACGACCUCUGCAAAAUCGACAGGCGCUUCUGUAGUUACAUCGAGUACUACUGUUUCUACCAUACCAAGUAACAAUGGUAUUUUGUCCAAAUUGGAAUCCAAAAAGCAAGUUCCCAAACUGGCUAAAAAAAAAUGCCAAAAAAAUGUUAUCAGAUCCACUGGAGCAGUAGCAGUAGUAGCAGCGGCAGAAACAGCUGAAAACGAAGCACCUGGGGGAGAAAACACGACUGCAAUGACGACAAGGAAAAGCACAAGUUCUCAUUCCUCUUCGCCAGGAGGUGCAAAGGGCAUUAUUAAAAACUAUCAAACAUCGAAAGAACAAAAGGAAUACACAGAUAUUCCAUUUACUGAAAGGAUUUACAAAGCUGAUGUUGUAAUUUUGGCAUUAGGAUUUUCAAAAACAGAUGAUUCCAUUUGGGAAAAUGAUUCCAUUAAGGUUGAACUUAAUAAUAAUAACUGUAUAAAAACAAAAAACAGGACUUAUCAAACUAAUUACAAAAAGAUAUUUGCCUGUGGUGACUGUAGAGUAGGCCCUAGUACUGUUGUACAAGCAAUAGCUGACGGGAGGGAUGUGGCAGCAAAAAUAGAUGAAUUUCUGAUGAAUACAAAUUCAAUUUUACCUUCUUGCAACACCUAUUAUUAUUAUCCCCCUAAUUACAAGAACGUUCCUUUUGGUACAGCUCAUUGGGGAUGA